GACGCGCUCGACGCUGUUGUCACAGGCAUGUCAGGCAUCGCCCCAAUGUGCCCCCUCCACAACGUGUGGAGCGCAUCACGGGGAUUAGGCUAUAUCCAGGCGCGCACGGUCGGUCACAUGACCUUCCAAAGGGUCUCUGCUGCCGCUAGACGCAGGGCGAGCCCUAUCGAUCUAGCGGGGGCCCCGUCGCAAAGACAGCUGCAUCAAUCUAGCCUCCUAACGCCACCACUACCAUAAUGGCGCCCCAAUCGUUUCGCCAGAUGGCCGGCAUCCCCGCCUCGUCUGUCUCCGCAUCGUCGGACAGCACCGCGCUCCUCGUCAUCGACGCGCAGACGUCGUACGCGCAGGGCGCUCCCCUCGCCAUCUCGGGCGUCGAUGCAGCCCAGGCUCAGAUCGCCAAGCUGGUUUCGGUCUUUCGCAAGGCGGGCCGAGCGGGACAGAUUUUCUGGAUCCAGCACUCGGCGGGGGUGGGAGCGCCCGUGUUCGAUCCAGAAAGGAGCGAGUUGUUUGACUUCAUGGGCGGUGACGACAACCUGCGGCCCAAAGACGGCGAAACGAUCAUCGUCAAGAAGGCGCCCAGCUGCUUCACCGGCACGGAUCUGCACGAGCUUCUGCAAAAGCAGGGAACCAAGCAGCUUGUCCUGACUGGCUACAUGGCGCACGUCUGCGUGACCGGCACCGCGCGCUCGUCGAUGGAGCACGGGUACGACACUGUCGUGGUGCGCGACGCAAUCGGCGAUCGCGACAUCCCGUCCUGGAAGGACACUGCGGAAACGGUGCGUGCGGAGACACUCGUCGACACCGUCUGCACGGAGCUGGGCGACUUCUUUGCCACCAUCGUCAAAACCGCCGACGUCAAGGCCUAGGAGAUUGCCCCUGCCACGUCAUCACCGGUCCGUCGGGUUCCGACAGCAAAGUGUUAUAUUGUGAUCAUCGGAAUAUGUCAGAACUUGUCUCUCUUGCCGCUCUUUACUGUCUCCUCGUCGUGGAAAGAUCACGUGCGCUGGCGAUGAAAGAUCAUGUAGGCU
Molecule: messenger RNA, 1028 nt
Organism: Acaromyces ingoldii
Lineage: Eukaryota; Fungi; Basidiomycota; Exobasidiomycetes; Exobasidiales; Cryptobasidiaceae
Product: putative isochorismatase family hydrolase
Exons: 3
Coding region: 237-866 (209 amino acids)
Source: RefSeq, a predicted model, not a curated record